Messenger RNA from Oryzias melastigma (Indian medaka), 1728 nucleotides. RefSeq names its product solute carrier family 25 member 19 (gene slc25a19). NCBI's taxonomy places the organism in Eukaryota, Metazoa, Chordata, Actinopteri, Beloniformes, Adrianichthyidae. Gene Ontology annotation, molecular function: thiamine transmembrane transporter activity. Bases 183 to 1145 code for a protein of 320 amino acids. Gene Ontology annotation, biological process: thiamine pyrophosphate transmembrane transport. Gene Ontology annotation, cellular component: mitochondrial inner membrane. The record is from RefSeq and is a predicted model, not a curated record. The transcript is spliced from 7 exons.
GUUGCAAUAUUUUAUCUUUGAUGGGAGUGUGCGCAUGCGCUGUCCAAGUUUGCGGAAGUGUAUGAAGGAACCGGAGGAGAGCCCGUGUCCGAAUAGUAUUGUAUGUUUAUGUAAUGGGUCGUUUGGAGAGCUGCAACUAUAUGUAUGCAUGAUUUUUUCUACAAGUUUGAAGUUGUGCAGAAAUGGUGGGUUUCGACCCCGGGGCAAAGGAGGCUGCGAUCUCCCCAAAAGAAGCUGUGUUAGCAGGUUCGGCUGGUGGGAUGGUCACUAGAGCCCUCAUCAGCCCCUUUGAUGUGGUUAAAAUCCGGUUUCAGCUACAGAUAGAGCGUGUGUCUGCACUCAAACCUGAGGGGAAAUAUGCAGGACAAUUUCAGGCCUUUCGCUGCAUUUACUCAGAGGAAGGACUCGCUGCUUUCUGGAAAGGUCAUGUCCCAGCACAGCUCCUCUCCAUCUGCUAUGGUGCAGUCCAGUUUACCAGUUUUGAAGUCCUAACAAAAAUGGUCUACAAGUUGACGCCUUAUGACAGUCGGUCAGCAGGAGUUCACUUUUUCUGUGGCGGUCUGGCAGCAUGCUCUGCCACGGUGGUUUGCCAGCCUCUGGACACACUGCGGACGCGCUUUGCAGCUCAGGGAGAGCCAAAGGUGUACAGGAACCUGCGGCAUGCUGUAAGCACCAUGUGGUGCACGGAGGGGCUGCUGACAUUUUAUCGCGGAUUAUCGCCAACUCUGAUGGCCGUGUAUCCGUACGCAGGACUACAGUUCUUCUUCUACAAUGUGUUCAAGAAGUGGCUGGGUCCUUCAGACUCAGGAGGAGGUCUGAGAAGCCUGGUGUGUGGCAGUGGAGCUGGUGUGAUCAGCAAAACCAUCACGUACCCCUUCGACCUGUUCAAAAAAAGACUCCAGGUGGGGGGCUUUGAGGCUGCCAGAGCUCGUUUUGGGCAGGUUCGGCGCUACAGUGGUCUGAUGGACUGCAUGUUUCAGAUAGCCAAGGAGGAGGGCUUUCGGGGCUUCUUCAAAGGUCUCUCUCCCAGCCUUGUAAAGGCUGCACUCUCAACAGGCUUUACGUUUUUUUGGUAUGAGUUCUUCAUUAAUUUAAUUCAUAACGUCAAGAAAAGGCAAACAACAUCAGAGCCCGCCAAAGACUGAGAAGACAGACCAGGGAAAUGCAGAAGGAUCAAUCACGCACAUUUGAAAUGCACUUAUGCCGCCUCGUGUGCAUGCACUGAACAAAUGCAUCAGCUUGGUCGGUAAUAGUUUCCUGUUUGUUUACAUGUACAGAUGGGAAAAGGUCAUAUUAAAAAAGAAAACUGUCAGAUUUUUGAUCAAAUACAAACAGCAUUUUACAUCCUAACUUCCUAUGAAUAUUCUGAAUUUUAUUUAAUCACAAAACUAAAAAUGAUCAGCUUUUAUUUUGAAGUUUGCACUUUGAACUCUACUUUUUGUUUGAAGGGUCACCCAUGUGGACCUACUGGAUAGAAAAAGGAAUGAAAUUCAGAUUUAUCUGGUAUGUACAGAUAUUAAAAAAGAAACAUUUAAUGUCAAAGCUAUUUUCAGAACAUAUACUUAGACAUCUCAGUAUGUCUUAAACUCGAUAGGUCGUCUACAGUUGUGCUGAGGUUUGUGUCUGUUAUAGGACUUUCUCAGGUGUUUUAUGUCAAACUGAGGUUUAUGAAAAUAAAGGCUUCCUUUGCACACCCAUCUGUACACUGGUGCAUAGGAAAAGUGGCAA